AGCUGAUGAGAAGCAGUGGGUUCUGUUCUGUCACCCGGACGUGCUGCACAGCGACGAACAACGGUCUGGAAAGAACAGCAGGCGGAUGGAUGCUCUUGGGAAGCUGGCAAACAACCAUGGCGCGGCAGGCGCAGGCACCUCAGGUGAAUUUUACAGAUUCUUGCGCAUGGAGGAGGAUGAUGCGGAUGGGAGUUGGGAUAAGCAGUUAGCGAAACGCUAUGACGACAAACUGUACAAGGAGUACUGUUUGGCGGACAUGUCAAGGUAUAAAGAAAGCAAGAUCGGGCUGCGGUGGCGAACAGAGAAGGAGGUGCUGGGGGGCAAAGGUCAGUUCAUAUGCGGGAACAAAAAGUGCAAGGAGACGAAGGGACUCAGAAGCUUUGAGGUAAACUUUGUCUACAAAGAGGCUGGCGAAGAGAAGCAAGCGCUAGUCAAGCUCCGAGUCUGCCCCAAGUGCUCGUACCGACUGAACUACCGCAAGGAAAAGGAACUGAAAGCCGCCCGUAAACUCGACAAAGAACGCAGAAGGCAUGAAAGGCGAAGAGAGGCUGCACGUGGCAAGAGGAAGGACAUGCGACAGAAAAAGGAGGCAGCAUUUGGCUCAUCGGAAAGGAGCACGUCUGAACUGGAAACCGAUAAUUCUCGGGAAAGCUCAUGAUGAUGGAGGGCAGCGGAGGGCUUUUACAGUCAGUUUGGUGCAUUUGCUGACAGAGAGGGACAUGCGACGACGAAAGGAGGCAGCAAGAAGCAAGCGCCGUAUGCGUGGAAGUUGAGCACUGCAAGGAAGAAGGAGAUGCGUAUGGUUCACCGGAAAGGAGCACGUCUGAAUUGAAAACUGAUGAUUGUCGUGGAAAGCUCAUGACUGAGGGCGACGAGAGCUCGACUGGAUUCUCUGCCAGAGAGGGACAUGCGACGGGAAAAGGAAGCAGCAAGGAGGGAGCGGCGUACGGACGGAAGUCAAGCACUGCGAGGAAGAAGGAGAUGUGUAUGGUUCAUCGGAAAGGAGCACAUCUGAACAAGGAACUGAUGAUGGUCCUCAGGAAAGCUCAUUCUGGAGGACGGUGGAUAGCUUGACUGUGUUUGCUGACAGAGAGAGACGUGCGACCGGAAAAGGAAGCAGUGAGGAGGGAGUGGCGUAUGGACGGAAGUUAAGCAUGGUGAGGAAGGAGAUGCGUAUGGUUCAUUGGAAAGGAGCACAUUCGAACAAGAAACUGAUGAUCCUCAAGAAAGCUCAUCCUGGAGGACGGUGGAGAGCUUGACUGUGUUUGCUGACGGAGAGAGACGUGCGACCGGAAAAGGAAGCAGCGAGGAGGGAGUGGCGUAUGGACGGAAGUUCAAGCAUUGCGAGGAAGAAGGAGAUGCGUAUGGUUCAUCGGAAAGGAGCACAUCUGAACUGGAAACUAAUGAUUGUCGUGGAAAGCUCAUGACGGAGGGGGGUGGAGAGCUUGACUGUGUUUGCUGACAGAGAGAGACAUGCGGCGAAAACAGGAGGCAGCAAGAAGGGCACCUAAAAAAAAAAAGAAAAGAAAAAAGGAGGCAGAGAGAUUGGACUGGUGGAGUAUGCGGAAAAUCAAAGCAUUCCAAGAAAGAAGGAGAUGUGUUUGGUUGAUUGGAAAUGAGCAUACAUUUGAAAAUGGAAGCUGACGACACUCAGGAAAGUGUAUGAUAUGAUUGAGGGCGAUAGAGAGCUUGACUGCACUCGCUGCCGGAGAGAGAGGGACAUGUGUGAGGAAAAAAAGUAGGCAGCGAGAAGGGAGCAGCGCAUGGACUGAAGUUAGACCUCCAGUACACCCAGGCCUGCAGGCCCCUUGCUGCGUGCCAUGGUUUUCUGAACCGCCAGCGGCGCACUUUUUUCUUUUUCUUCUUUGGAUGGCGCCGUCAGCCAUCUUGGUCCGGUAGGCCGAGCCUCCGGAAUUUUUUCGUAGGCUACGAGUUUCUUUUUCAGCAAGGCUGGGCCCGUGCACUGGCGGUGUUAAGCAUUCCCAGAAAGAAGAAGAUGCAUAUGGGUCAUCGGAAAAUAGCACGUCUGAAAACUGCACAUGGACGGAAAUUGAGCAUUCCAAGGAGAAAGGAGAUGCACUUGGCUCAUUGGAAAAUCGCUACGUCUGAACUGGAAACCGGUGAUUUUUCCGGGGUAAGUUCAUGAUGAUGGAUGGCAGCAGAGCGCCCGACAGUACCGCUUGACGCAUGUGCUAUCAGAGAGGGAUGUGUGACAGAAAAAGGAGGCGGAGAGUGAGAAAGAAGCAGCGUCGUACACUCAUCGGAGUAGACUCAGGGAAUCGUUGAAAGAUGUAUAUGGUUCUUCCGAAAGGAUCAUGUUUGAAGAUUGAACUGGAAGCCGAUGAUUCUCUGUAUGGGAGUUCCUCUGAUGGUGGAGGGCAGAGGAGUACAUACAGAAACUUUCAGAGUCACACAGUUUGAUGCAUGUGGCUGACAGGUAGACAAGGGUUCAAACUUCGCAGACAUUUUUGGUCGACGGGUGGGAUGAUGAACAGAACCGCGAAGCCGAAGGUUC
This is a messenger RNA of Chara braunii, 2515 nucleotides long. NCBI's taxonomy places the organism in Eukaryota, Viridiplantae, Streptophyta, Charophyceae, Charales, Characeae. The record is from the annotation of a GenBank genome assembly.